AUGGAUCAAGCAACUACAAGUGAAGAAAGAAGCACCAGGCCUGUUUACAUUGAUGCCAGUCAAGGGCAGACAUCACCAAGUGAAGAAAAUGAUGAAAUCGAGAUAACCGGAUCGACAACUGUUCAACGGCCGAUAGCACACGCUCAUAAUAUCAACAGGCAGACCGUUUCUGUGCCUUCAUCAUCGUCUAAUGGUAGUAAUAAUGCAAGACACACAGUAUCAACUACAAGAAGAAGCAAUUCAACAAAUGCAGAACCUAUACUGGUGGCCUCUGAUGGCGAGGAUGACGACCAAAUUUCGAUUAAUGAUGAUGUGGUGUUUGAAGGUGAAAGACAAAUACCACAAGAGGAGGUCCAAAUAACGGGUGAACGUCGUACACGACCCCAUUUACAUUUAGGAAUGGAGAAUGGACGUGCAGGGUACUUUUUGAGACUUCCGAACGGGCAAAGAUACGUACCUCUGACAGAUGCUUCAGAGAUCGGUGCAUUUCGCCGCCGUCAUAAUUUACGGAGAAGCGGAAGGAACAACAACCAGCGGUUUGGUGCACCAUUUAUGCAGAGAAGAGCAAGAACAGGUACUUCGGCAAUUCUCCAAAGACUAAGAACAUUUUUAGAAUUUCACCCUGAAAUGGGUGAAGCAAGUGGACUCGUUCCCGGAAUGUUAGAUGUGCUUAUGCCAUCAUAUCAAACGGUCCAGGAUACGUUAUCAGCCAUGCUUCCAGGGAAUACUGAUAUGGAGGAUGAUAUCCCUAUUGCCAUUAUGGAGCAAAUAUCCCGAAGUGAACAGCACGAGGAAGAUCACAGGAUUAACGGCAGGAAUAAGGUUGCCGAUAGGCUGAAAAAGCAGAAAGAAACGGAAUCCAGAAUUCCAGCAGAGCUCCAAGAUAAGUUUACACGAGGAAUAUUACCAGCAAACACAAAUAUAUGCACCCUAUGCGGAGUCACCUUAGCGGAAGGGAUUCCAGAAGGCUAUUCGGUUUUAACAGAUCCUGAAAAAAUUAAGAGUUUGGUUUUGGAUCAUGACAUCAGAGCACCGUGGCAGUGCUCCCGGAAGCUUACUAAGAUUGAUUACGAUCUUUCUAGGAAGAUUUUCUUUGGAAAAUGUGGGCAUGUGUAUUGUGGGAGAUGUGUGAAUAACAUGCUGAGGGCGGCAAGGGAAACGAAGACAUCCAAGAAAAAAAGAAGAAGAAAGAAGAUUAAUUACGAUAAUGUGUCUGUGGCAAAUUUGGAUUUUGAUGAUCCCGACAUUUGUGCUCCCAAUAGAUGCGUUGCACCGGGUUGUAACAAACUUCUACGUGGUAAAUAUUUCUUUAGAGAGCUUUAUAUAUAA
Molecule: messenger RNA, 1329 nt
Organism: Brettanomyces bruxellensis
Lineage: Eukaryota; Fungi; Ascomycota; Pichiomycetes; Pichiales; Pichiaceae
Exons: 1
Coding region: 1-1329 (442 amino acids)
Cellular component (GO): SUMO-targeted ubiquitin ligase complex
Molecular function (GO): ubiquitin-protein transferase activity
Source: RefSeq, a predicted model, not a curated record